AGAAUGCUCUGUGGGUCCAGCGGGUAGGAAGGACUACGUCAUUAAUGGCGGGAACAGAUUGGUAGCACCCAUGAAAUUAAGGAGCAGGGGCCCAGUGCCAGCAGCCCUGUGUGAUAUCCUCUCCAGUGGUGAGGGAUUAUGGAGAGCGCCUGGUGGGGACAGUCAGGUCCUGACCCAGGGAUGUGGGUCAGACAGAAGAAUCAGGGAGGGAAAAGAGAAAAGGCUCAUUGUUCAGCCUCGAGGAGGCUCACCAGGUGCCCAGAGCUGCAGAGCCAACCAGCUGUGUACCUGCUCAGGACUGCGCCCAGCAGGAGGUUAAUUAUGCUGCUCAGGUUCCCGCCGCUGGCCAGGUGCAGCCCCCAAACCCUCCUGGGAGCCUGCAGGCAGCGUUACCAGCCUCCCUUUCAGGCUGCCGACAAGCCUGGAGAGAGUGGGAGUUUUGCUUGGGGUCGCAGAGCUUGGGCUGGCAGAGCUAGGCUCAAGCCCAUUUCCUCCCUCAGCAGCAGCUGCUUGAGCACCUACUCUGUGCCAGACCUGGAUCUGUGCACUGAGCACCUACGUGGUGAGCCCUGGUGGGGAGGAUCCUAACGUGCGGCUGCUUCACUUUCCACCUUCCCGCCCCUCCUCGCGGCCAUCAGGCGGCACGUUGCCCAGAGCGCCCUGAGGAUGGAGUCGUGCCCUGUGUCCCCCUUUACCACCAGCCCAUUGGAGGGGACCCUUAGGAUGCACGCAGAUGAGCCUCUUCACUGGGGCGUCCUGAGCCGGAGGUCACGUGGCAGGCAGAGCUAGGACUCGCAGCCACCUUUCCAAGCCCCCGACCAGGCCUGAGAGCCCAGCAGCACUGACUGAAAAGUAGUGUGUGGAUUUGAGGAGACUGGGGGGGGGGUGUCUUUCAUUCAUUCUCCAAGCCUCUGUGGCAGGUGCUGGGCUGGAGCUAGGGACCCCGGGGUAUUGGGGGGUGGGGGGCCAGGCCAGGGUCAGAGAGGCCUGGAGGAAGUCAAGUCCAGUUCUGCUGAACCCUCCUGAGCCCGGCGUGGGGCCGGGGAGUGUAAGAUUACAGAGAAACUUGGAGCCUCCUGAGAGAUCUGGACUUUAUCCUGAGGGCCAGGCUGGGAGGGGCAGCGUCAGAUGUGGCUCCUGCCUGGCUCCAGGGCACCUGGCUGGGAGCCCCCGAGGAAGGCCACAGCUGUUGUCCAGGAUGAAGAUGAAACGCUACAAGCUGUUUCUCAUGUUCUGUAUGGCCGGCCUGUGUCUCAUCUCCUUCCUGCACUUCUUUAAGACCCUGUCCUAUGUCACCUUCCCCCGCGAACUAGCCUCUCUCAGCCCUAACCUGGUGUCCAGCUUCUUCUGGAACAAUGCCCCGGUCACGCCCCAGGCCAGCCCGGAGCCGGGUAGCCCCGACCUGCUGCGGACCCCACUCUAUUCCCACUCACCCCUGCUCCAGCCGCUGUCCCCGAGCAAGGCCACGGAGGAGCUCCACCGGAUGGACUUCGUGCUGCCUGAGGACACCACCGAGUACUUCGUCCGUACCAAAGCCGGGGGCGUCUGCUUCAAGCCAGGUACCAAGAUGCUGGAGAAGCCCCCAUCGGGGCGGCCAGAGGAGAAGGUGGAGGCGGGCCCGGGCCGGCAGCUGCUGAGCACCCGGGAGCGAGCGGGGAGCCGCGGCGGCACGCGGCGCAAGUGGGUGGAGUGCGUGUGCCUCCCGGGCUGGCACGGGCCGAGCUGCGGCGUGCCCACCGUGGUGCAGUACUCCAACCUGCCCACCAAGGAGCGCCUGGUGCCCCGGGAGGUGCCACGGCGGGUCAUCAACGCCAUCAACAUCAACCAUGAGUUCGACCUGCUGGACGUGCGCUUCCACGAGCUGGGCGACGUGGUGGACGCCUUCGUGGUGUGCGAGUCCAACUUUACAGCGUACGGGGAGCCGCGGCCGCUCAAGUUCCGCGAGAUGCUGACCAACGGCACCUUCGAGUACAUCCGGCACAAGGUGCUCUACGUCUUCCUGGACCACUUCCCGCUGGGCGGGCGGCAGGACGGCUGGAUCGCAGACGACUACCUGCGCACCUUCCUGACGCAGGACGGCGUGUCGCGGCUGCGCAACCUACGGCCGGACGAUGUCUUCAUCAUCGACGACGCCGACGAGAUCCCCGCGCGCGACGGCGUGCUCUUCCUCAAGCUCUACGACGGCUGGACGGAGCCCUUCGCCUUCCACAUGCGCAAGUCGCUGUACGGCUUCUUCUGGAAGCAGCCGGGCACCCUGGAGGUGGUGUCGGGCUGCACGGUGGACAUGCUGCAGACGGUGUACGGGCUGGACGGCAUCCGCCUGCGCCGCCGCCAGUACUACACCAUGCCUAACUUCCGCCAGUAUGAGAACCGCACGGGCCACAUCCUGGUGCAGUGGUCGCUGGGGAGCCCCCUGCACUUUGCCGGCUGGCACUGCUCCUGGUGCUUCACGCCCGAGGGCAUCUACUUCAAGCUGGUGUCGGCCCAGAACGGCGACUUCCCCCGCUGGGGCGACUACGAAGACAAGCGGGACCUCAACUACAUCCGGAGCCUGAUCCGCACGGGGGGCUGGUUCGACGGCACGCAGCAGGAGUACCCGCCGGCCGACCCCAGCGAGCACAUGUACGCCCCCAAGUACCUGCUGAAGAACUACGACCAGUUCCGCUACCUGCUGGACAAUCCCUACCAGGAGCCCAAGAGCACAGCGGCCGGUGGGCAGCGGAACAAGGGUUCGGAGGGAAGGCCACCCGCCAGGGGCAAAUUGGAUGUGGUUGAAGGCUAAGGCUGCAUGAUCUUACAGGGCCAGUGGCAGGGUGGGGGUGGGGUGGGGUGUUGGCACUGCCCCUCCUGUCGUUACCUUUCUGCCUCCUUCCACCCUCUGGGUGGUUCAUCAGAGGACCAGGAGUGGAAGGUGGGGGAGUCUUUUCUACUCAAGCCCCUGUGAAUCCA
This is a messenger RNA of Bubalus bubalis (water buffalo), 2949 nucleotides long. It is a transcript of the gene MGAT3, whose product is annotated as beta-1,4-mannosyl-glycoprotein 4-beta-N-acetylglucosaminyltransferase. NCBI's taxonomy places the organism in Eukaryota, Metazoa, Chordata, Mammalia, Artiodactyla, Bovidae. Gene Ontology annotation, molecular function: beta-1,4-mannosylglycoprotein 4-beta-N-acetylglucosaminyltransferase activity. The transcript is spliced from 2 exons. Gene Ontology annotation, cellular component: membrane. The record is from RefSeq and is a predicted model, not a curated record. Bases 1199 to 2782 code for a protein of 527 amino acids. Gene Ontology annotation, biological process: N-acetylglucosamine metabolic process; protein N-linked glycosylation.